UGUAUAUUUUGACGUGCAGGAUUAGGGCUUUCCAGAAAUAAGGGUUGUGUAGGUCUGUGCUCAAUUGCAUUCAAAUUAGUAAAGAAUUAAACGGAUAAUAUACGUGAUGCAGAUAUAAAAUAUAUACAACCAAAUCGAGCUCCCACUAAACAUAAAAGUAUACGUAAAAUGGAUGAAACUAAUCGCGAUGCGUCCCAGUGUGGACGAGGUGUGUCGCAGUUUAUGCUUGAUGAUUUGCAGCUUGCUGCCGAGCUUGGAAAAACGUUACUAGAACGAAACAAGGAGCUAGAAAUAUUUCUAAAGGAAUAUAAAUGCAAGGGGGAUGAGCAGGAGCGUGAAAUAGUGCAUCUUCGUAAGCAUAUUAAUGCCAUGACGGAAGUGAACGAUUCUCGGCUUAAAGUUUACGAACAGCUGGAAGUAGGUAUUCAGGACCUAGAACGCGCAAACCAACGCCUCAUCAUCGAAAAAAACUCCGAUAAAAAGCAAAUUAAAACGAUAUCUUCCAACACUGAAAUAUUAGAAUCUCGCUGCGAAGAGCUCAGCCAACUGCUAAACGAAUCAAAACAGGCCCUUAGUAUUGAGAGACGGAAAAGUGAUCGGUUGCAACAAGAACUUAAUAGCAGCAUGCCUCUUACUGAUAAAAAAAUUGGCGAUCACAGUGACCAACGCAAUAAGAAGUUUUUAGAUUUUAAUUGUAGAGCAGCAGAUCAUCACUUAUUUGAACAUCGGAAUAUAGCAAACUCAACUGGCGUCGACGAUCGUUCUCCUACUAAUGACAGUCUAUCUUUGGUUGUAGUUAAUAAUAUGUGCGAUAAAGGCGCUGUAAAAUGUGAAGACAACGAAGUACUGGUUAAACUGAUCAGUGAUUUGGAGCUUAUGAAACGAGAAUUGUUAACGGAGCAGAAACGUUGCGCUGAAUUGGAGGAGCAAUUGAUGGCCAUAAUACAAGAGAACCAAGGUCUUCAAACCCGUCUAACUCAAAAUAAUGCGAAUGAGAAAAUGAUGUCCAUGCAUGAUGAGUUCUCACUUUUAGACGACGUUAGACAGGGGCAAAUGUGCAGUCGAUGCUUGGGUGUUAUAGAUGGACGUACAGAAAAUAUCGACGAACAAUCUUCCGUAGAUCAAAUUGAAGACAUUUAUGAAGACGACGAACCAAAUAUGAAUAAUGUGGAAAAUCAAUCUGAUAUAGAGCUUGUUACCAACCAUAUCUCACACUUUGCCAACUGUACACCUGGAUGUUCUUAUAAGGAACGUUUUCGGCACUCACUUAAUCUAAAAACCAUAGAUAACUCAAAUCCUUAUCGUGACUUGGUCGAGAAGUAUGAGGCUUUAGUUGAGGUCCAGAGGACUUCAAUUGCCUCCAUGAACAAUUGGGUUACCGACAUAAACAAUGACAAGGCAAACAAAUUUAGUCCAAAUAUUAUGCACCUGGAAUCUGUAGGAAUAGAUGCCAACAAAAAAGUUGAAGUAGUUGUUGAUAAAUCAAAACAAGCUGUUGUGAUGUCGAAUAGUGCACUGGGACAGACUCAAACUGAGUUCUCAGAGGUUGAAACUUCGUCAUCAGGGUUUUCAGAUGACACAAGUAAUAAGUACACGCAAACUGAUGAGCACCCAGGAUACUUUUUAUGCUCAAUUAGUGAUGGAAAGGACUGUAAAUUUAGUAUUUACGACGAUGUUAGUCCGAUAGACUCCCACUUUCGGCACCGCCCUGAGUACAGAGAACUGUUUAAAGAGAUAUUUGGAGUGCUUAAAAAAGCCGCACAGAAUAAUGAAGUAGACGAAAAAUUGCCAUUGUUAGAAGACGAGUCUCAUAUUGUAAAUCGAGUGACAUCAAAAACCACGAUAGUAUCUACAGUAACCCCUGUGAUCGAACAACAACUGGAGCAAUUUAUUGAUGAAACUCAAAGCAUAGCGUCAUCCGUUACAUCUAACCAUUCUCUAGCCAUUUCAGAGUGUAUCACAAAAAUAGAACGCAAGACAGCUAAAAAGCAUAUAAAUGAUUUCAGAAGUAAUCAAAACAAUUCACCAAUGAUCAAAGAAGCACCUAGUGCGCAGCUUAAUAUGUACAAGCUAAAAAAAUCUGUAUGUGAAACCAAAAUUAAGCCCAUUGAGGAAAAUGGACGUAUUCUUACUCCAAUUAAGCGAGAACCAUUAGAAUAUUUAACUGUGGGCGUAGGAAUAAAAAAAAAAAACCGCCGUAAGCAUAGAAAUCUGUCGACAUUUGGAGAUCGUUUUGAGCGACAAUUAUGGGAUGACAUAGAUAAGCGAAGUUCCAAUAAUGGUGACUAUUGUGGUAAUGUGAACUAUAUGCCAAAAUCUUUUGAAACAUUCAAUACGGAUUUGCGAGGCAUUGGGCGCGAUGUUCGUAAACGUACAUCAGAUUUGUGUAACAAUUGGAAUGGUUCCCAAGUGGUAAUUUAUAACCGAAAUAUUAACAAAUCUCAAUCUGCUAGUGGUCGUGUUAUAGAGUUAAACGGCAUUGAGUUUUAUCAUAAUACUGUUUCACAAGAACUACACAAGCUUAAGAAACUGGAUCUGUCUUACGCGGACGUACUGCGCCGUGCCGACACUUGUGAGCAUAUGCAUUCAAAGUUUCGUAGGCAACGGCUGAACGAAAAUGGCCUCAAUGCGAAUAACAUAAAGAAAAAUUAUCAGCAUCGGCAAUAAAAUCAUUUUUUCGGUAUUGAUACUAGUGAUUUGGUAGAUGCAAUAGGGCGACAAAAAAUUGGAUUUUACCAGACUAAAAUGAAUUCUAGUCUCUUUUUAAAAUUGUCGACUUGUCAGUUUUAAAUGGAAUCGUAAUCAUGGAUAAUAUUAUUCUUUAUUUUCCUAUAACUUAAACAAUCGUAUAUCAACUUUGUAUCCUGACAAAAAGAAACCCCAAAAGCUAUCAAACCAUAAUAUAAGAAACGAAAAAUUAAUAAAGAUCUCUGUAACAUAUAUUAAAA
Messenger RNA from Drosophila miranda, 2948 nucleotides. RefSeq names its product cerebellar degeneration-related protein 2-like (gene centrocortin). The record is from RefSeq and is a predicted model, not a curated record. The coding region runs from base 169 to 2667 and encodes 832 amino acids. NCBI's taxonomy places the organism in Eukaryota, Metazoa, Arthropoda, Insecta, Diptera, Drosophilidae. The transcript is spliced from 9 exons.